Messenger RNA from Betta splendens (Siamese fighting fish), 2035 nucleotides. Its product is annotated as casein kinase II subunit alpha'-like. Lineage: Eukaryota; Metazoa; Chordata; Actinopteri; Anabantiformes; Osphronemidae. Gene Ontology annotation, molecular function: ATP binding; protein serine/threonine kinase activity. Gene Ontology annotation, biological process: regulation of chromosome separation; protein phosphorylation. Gene Ontology annotation, cellular component: cytosol; nucleus; protein kinase CK2 complex. The record is from RefSeq and is a predicted model, not a curated record. The transcript is spliced from 13 exons. Bases 497 to 1549 code for a protein of 350 amino acids.
UUACCGCAAAAGGAAAUCCCAUUCUGCUCCUUCUAGCGAACUAACACCACCCAUCUGACAACAUUAUUAAAUCAGCGAUCCUUCUACUGGUACAUACUUUAUAAGUAUCCGCGCGGCUGCUGGAUCUUCAUCGCCGUACGUACAGAAAUGUCCCACCGGUGCUAACGAGCUAAGCUAACGUCGAUGACGGGCGGACUUCCUCUGAGCGAUACGAUAUUUGUACGACGAGCUGGCGGGGCUUCUUCCCAUCCUGCCUAGAAUCCUGCUCAGGGGCUUUACACACUCUGUCCUCAUAGCUCUGUCAGUGUGCACAGCUGGGUCGGACUGGCCUGGUGCUUUUCAUCAGCGGGCACAAGCAGCGAAAGCCAAUGUUAGACACAGCACAGGGGUCUUAGAGCCACAUAUUCCAAAGAAUCGGUGCAUUUCCUUCCAGUAUCGAGACAACAAGUGUUCUGCAAGAGGCGAGAGUCCUCGACACAGAGCCUUGCACCCAGCGAUGCCCGGAUCCACGCCGGCCAGUAGCAAGGCUCGGGUUUACACCGAUGUCAACACACAGAAGAACAGAGAGUACUGGGACUAUGAUGCACAUAUGCCAAACUGGAGCAAUCAAGACAACUAUCAGUUGGUACGAAAACUUGGUAGAGGGAAGUACAGUGAAGUAUUUGAGGCCAUAAACAUGACCAAUAAUGAGAAAGUGGUGGUGAAAAUCCUCAAGCCCGUGAAGAAGAAGAAGAUCAAACGGGAAAUAAAAAUCCUUGAAAACCUCCGUGGAGGAACCAACAUCAUCCGUUUAGUGGACACAGUCAAAGACCCUGUGUCCAGAACACCAGCGCUUGUCUUUGAGUGCAUCAAUAACACAGAUUUUAAGGAGCUUUACCAGAAGCUGACAGACUAUGACAUCCGUUACUACAUGUAUGAGCUGCUAAAGGCUCUGGACUACUGUCACAGUAUGGGGAUCAUGCACAGGGAUGUGAAGCCCCACAAUGUGAUGAUCGACCACCAGCUCAGAAAGCUGCGACUUAUCGAUUGGGGUUUGGCAGAAUUUUAUCAUCCGGCUCAGGAAUAUAACGUCAGGGUGGCCUCCCGCUAUUUCAAAGGCCCCGAGCUGCUAGUGGACUAUCAGAUGUAUGACUAUAGUUUGGACAUGUGGAGUCUAGGCUGCAUGUUGGCCAGCAUGAUCUUUCUGAAGGAGCCAUUUUUUCAUGGGCAGGACAACUAUGAUCAGCUGGUGCGCAUCGCUAAGGUUCUUGGUACAGAUGAGCUCUUCAACUACUUGCACAAAUACCACAUAGAACUGGACACUCGCUUCAAAGACCUGCUGGGACAGCAAACACGGAAGCGCUGGGAACAGUUCAUCCAAUCUGAGAACCAGCACCUGGUGAGUCCAGAGGCUCUGGACCUGCUGGACAAGCUGCUGCGCUACGACCACCAGCAGAGGUUGACAGCUGCUGAGGCCAUGCAGCACCCAUACUUCUAUCCUGUCGUGAAGGAACACGCAAAUGCUAAUACAGAUGGCUCAAAGGCAAUAAGCAGCUCCAAUGCAACAUGAUAACCAGACAGCAGGAACAAUCUUUGUUACCUCAACUUGUGACCUUUUUGUGGCAGAACCUUCUGCCUCCACAUCAACAGCCAUACUGGAGCAAGAUGUCAGUUUUGCAGCAUCCUCAAACAUGUACGGAUUAAACUUUUCCAAACACAGCCUGGGAGAAUGUGCGCUGCCAGAGUCACAACAAAAUCAGGUCUUGAAUCAGAUGUGAACCCCCCUCCCCCCCCACACACACACACACACACUCUCACCCCCCAUCCUUCCUGCCUCUUUCAUUAAGAUUACCCUGUUUUUAAAAUGGGCAAACUGACUGUUGUUGGAUCAGUAUCAAGCUGAUGUUGUUGCUGUAAAGACAUUUGUCCAUCUUUGCGACGCUGUGGUCACCCGAGUUUCAGUUCCAGGUUUUAGCACUGAGUGGCAUGGAGGCUCUUUUCUGUUACGGAUAGAUCAAAAACUAUAUUGAAAGAGAAUAAACCAUUUUUAUUUAAA